Molecule: messenger RNA, 3475 nt
Organism: Ricinus communis (castor bean)
Lineage: Eukaryota; Viridiplantae; Streptophyta; Magnoliopsida; Malpighiales; Euphorbiaceae
Product: disease resistance protein RPS2
Exons: 1
Coding region: 617-3301 (894 amino acids)
Molecular function (GO): ATP hydrolysis activity; ADP binding; protein binding
Source: RefSeq, a predicted model, not a curated record
CUGUGAUUAGCUGAUGACCGGUUCUCAUUGUAGAAAUUACAACUGAAAGCAAAAAAAAAGACAGUUUUUGAUGUUUUUGAGCAAAAAAAUCGACAAUUUCUUUGUUUAGCCAUUUUUUUCACUAGUUCAGGAAACACAUCCUAAUGCUAAACAUAUGUCGUUCUAGUCUAAUUCUAAAUCUCAAAUUUGGGAUAAACUGCACCAACGUGAAACCGGGGUUUAGUGAAUUUGAGAGAAACCUUUUAAAAAAAAAUAAAAAUUAGUGAGUAAUCGAAGAAAGAUAUCUUGUAACAGUCAAGUGGAAUGUCUGUUAGAGAAACAAAAGUGGUAAAACAAAACUUUGAUAGUCAACAGCUUCCAAACAUUAGGUCAGUCCACUUAAAAUUUUUCCACAAUGGCAGCCUUAUGAAAUUUCUAAGAAAGAAGAGUUGGUGACGGGUCAAUUUCCAAUUUAUGAGAGUUGAUGGCACAUCAAUAAACCAGUAAGAAAUCAGCAUAUUCACUGCAGUCUGGUCUAAGUGUGCUGAUAUCUUCAUAUCAUGAUUUAUUAGAUUGAGGUUAUGCUUCUUUCAGUUUCUUCUUUCUUUCUUUACCCAAGACCAAAAAUAUUUUAUCCAUGGAAGUUAUAGGUCCUCUGAUUGGUAUACUUUGCAGUACAUGCGACAAUAUGGCUCGAAAAAUAAGUUAUGUUAUUAAUGUGAACCGAAAGGUUCACUCCCUCACAACUUUACUAGAGGAAUUGAAGUACAAAAGGGAUGACAUACAGAGACAGGUUGAUUGUGCGGAGUUGAAAGGAUUGAUCUGCACAUGCCAAGUCCAAGGGUGGCUAGAAAGAGUUAAAGAUGUUGAAACUAAAGCAAGCUUGAUUACUGGAGUUCUUGGGCAGAGGAAGCAAUGUUUUAUGUGCUGUGUUGCAAAUUCUUGUACGAGAUACAAGCUUAGCAAGAGAGUUUCGGAGUUACAAAUGGAAAUUAAUGAACUUAUUGGAAAAGGAGCUUUUGAUGCUGUUAUAGCAGACGGGUUGGUUUCUGAAACAGUUCAGGAGAUGCCCAUUAGGCCAUCUGUCGGCCUGAAUAUGAUGGUGGAGAAGGUUCAACAGUUUCUUGCUGAGGAUGAAGUUGGAAUUAUUGGAAUUUAUGGAAUGGGAGGCAUAGGAAAGACAACCCUCUUGAAGAGUAUUAACAACAAAUUCCUUACCAAAUCACACGAAUUUGAGGUCGUGAUAUGGGCUGUGGUCUCGAAGGAUUUUAUUGUUGAUAAUAUCCAACAGGCUGUUGGUGCAAGGUUAGGCUUGUCUUGGGAAGAAUGUGAAGGUCGGGAGCAGCGAGCAUGGAAAAUUUACAGAGUAAUGAAAAGUAAAAAGUUUCUUCUCUUGUUAGAUGAUGUUUGGGAAGGAAUUGAUCUUCAGCAGAUUGGAAUUCCUCUUCCAAACAAGGAAAACAAAUGCAAGGUGAUAUUUACAACACGUUCGCUGGAUGUGUGCAGUGACUUGGAUGCUCAUCGGAAACUCAAAGUGGAAAUCUUGGGAAAGGAGGAUUCGUGGAAACUAUUCUGCGACAAGAUGGCAGGAAGGGAAAUUUUGGAGUGGGAAUCUAUUAGACCUUAUGCCGAGACCAUUGUCAGAAAAUGUGGCGGCCUGCCUCUUGCCUUAAUUACCAUAGGAAAAGCUAUGGCCAAUAAAGAGACUGAGGAAGAAUGGAGGUAUGCAGUGGAGAUACUGAACAGAUACCCAUCAGAAAUUCGAGGUAUGGAAGAUGUAUUUACUCUUCUCAAAUUCAGCUAUGAUAAUUUAGAGACUGAUACUCUGAGGUCAUGCUUCUUAUACUGUGCUCUGUAUCCUGAAGACUAUUCUAUUGACAAGGAGCAGCUUAUAGAGUAUUGGAUAGGGGAAGGAUUUCUAGACAGUAAUGUUCAUAAUAAAGGACAUGCUAUUAUUGGAUCUUUGAAAGUCGCAUGUCUAUUAGAAACUGGUGAAGAGAAGACCCAAGUAAAGAUGCAUGAUGUAGUCAGAAGUUUUGCCUUGUGGAUAGCAACUGAAUGCGGAUUGAACAAGGGUCUAAUUCUAGUGGAGGCCAGUAUGGGUCUGACUGCAGUCCCAGAUGCUGAAAGGUGGAAUGGAGCACAACGAGUUUCAUUAAUGGACAAUGGGAUCACAACCCUAGCAGAGGUACCUGACUGCCCCAAUUUGUUAACAUUGCUGCUGCAGUAUAACAGCGGUUUGAGCAGAAUUCCAGAUACGUAUUUUCUUUUAAUGCCCUCUCUAAGAGUUUUGGAUUUGUCAUUAACUAGUCUUAGAGAGCUCCCUGCAUCCAUCAAUAGAUUGGUCGAGUUACAACAUCUUGACUUGUCAGGAACAAAGAUAACUGCAUUGCCUAAAGAGCUUGGGCAUCUGUCAAAGUUGAAGCAUUUGGAUUUGCAACGUGCAACGUCUCUUAGAACAAUCCCACAGCAGGCUUUAUCGGGCCUUCUGCGAUUGAGAGUCCUGAACUUUUAUUACAGUUAUGCAGGUUGGGGAGGAAACAAUUCUGAGACUGCGAAAGAAGUUGGGUUUGCAGACUUGGAAUGCUUGAAGCACCUAACAACACUUGGUAUCACUAUUAAGGAAUCAAAGAUGCUGAAGAAGCUUGGUAUUUUCAGCAGCUUGCUGAAUACUAUACAGUAUUUGUACAUAAAGGAGUGCAAAAGACUAUUUUGUUUACAAAUAUCAUCAAACACCAGUUAUGGCAAAAACUUGAGAAGACUCAGCAUCAAUAACUGUUAUGACUUAAAGUACUUAGAAGUCGACGAAGAGGCAGGAGAUAAGUGGCUUCUUAGCCUGGAGGUUCUUGCCUUGCAUGGUCUUCCGAGCUUGGUAGUAGUGUGGAAGAAUCCAGUGACUCGAGAAUGUCUGCAAAAUCUUCGUUCGGUGAACAUUUGGCAUUGCCAUAAGUUGAAGGAAGUUUCAUGGGUUUUUCAACUUCAAAAUUUGGAGUUUCUUUACCUGAUGUACUGCAACGAGAUGGAAGAGGUGGUGAGCAGGGAGAAUAUGCCAAUGGAAGCUCCAAAGGCAUUUCCAAGCCUAAAAACUCUAUCCAUCCGAAACCUACCUAAACUGAGGAGUAUCGCUCAAAGGGCAUUGGCAUUUCCUACCCUGGAAACUAUUGCAGUGAUUGAUUGCCCAAAGCUGAAAAUGCUGCCAAUCAAAACACAUAGCACCUUGACAUUACCGACAGUGUACGGGAGCAAGGAAUGGUGGGAUGGACUUGAGUGGGAUGAAACCACCUCUGUAUCUGCUUCACUUCCAAAAUUCAUGUCAAUUUGAUUCAUAUAGCUACGGCUUUUUCUUUUCUUAUUAACUGGGCUCCGCCUGUUGAAAAAUCACAAAGUCACAGCCUUGGAGAGGAUUGCGACUGAGCCAAGCUUUAGAACAGAAACAACUUCUUGCUUUUCUUCAUAGCAAUUGCCAUAUCAUAUAAUUCGAUUCUCGCUUUUCCUC